Molecule: messenger RNA, 4749 nt
Organism: Volvox carteri f. nagariensis
Lineage: Eukaryota; Viridiplantae; Chlorophyta; Chlorophyceae; Chlamydomonadales; Volvocaceae
Exons: 20
Coding region: 1-4749 (1582 amino acids)
Biological process (GO): potassium ion transmembrane transport
Cellular component (GO): membrane
Molecular function (GO): voltage-gated potassium channel activity
Source: RefSeq, a predicted model, not a curated record
AUGAGUAAUAACAAUCCUGCUUUGGUGAAUGGCAUAAGCCGUCAGGGCUCACUGGCGGACCGGGGACCCUUUCGACCAGCAGUGCUGCAGCGCAACCAGUCCGCAUCGGGCGCGGUAAGACAUUCUAUUCUCUAUUUUACCAAAUUUAUUGAACGUACUAUCGCCUACUCGUCUCACACCCUGCGGGUGCCAUGUCCCGCCUCUCCAUCCACAUCACGGCAGUCCAACGGCAGCGUUCGGCAGGACCCGACGCUGGAUGCCUUGCUCAUCGAUGCGGCACCACCACCAGCAGGUUACGGUGCUGGUAGCGGCACUGACUGCAACGCAGCAGCGCCAGUGGCGUUCCCAGGCGCCGUCGACUCUCCCAAAUUGGAGGAUGCCGUAAGACAGCCAGAGGACGCCUCCGAUGUGGUCUCAGCCGCCACCACAGAUCCGUCCAGGUCCCCCCUUCCGGUAGCUCCAGCAGCUAGCAGAACCGCGUCCCGGCCGUCCAGCGCUGACCCUCCUGCCACUGCAGCCGCUACCGCUGUCACUGCCCCCCCCAGCCGGCUCACGAACGGCCCUUCGCCAUCACGGUCCUCCCUGGCGGCAGCGCCACCGCCAGGGUCGCCGCAGCGCUCUGUCGUACUGGUGCCGCCUCCGCCUCCGCCAGCUGGUGAAGGAAGGAGCUCGGCGGCUGGUGCCGUGAGUGGUGGCGGUGGCGGUGGCGGCGGCAGUCCACCUUCCACCGCUGGCUCUGGCGUGACGGCUAAACUGACGACAUCACGGUCUCUGUCACGUGCUCACUCACGCCGGCCGCCGUCGCGGUCGCACUCGCGCGCGGCCAGUCCGUUAAAGAUUGGCGCCGCGGCUGCUGCUGCUGCUGCUGCUGCUGGUGGGGGUGCUACGUCAGACACGCAGGUGAUGUCUUUCAGUCGCAAGGAGGUUUCAAUUCGUGAGGAAAUGGAGAACAGGGCGCAAGCAGUGGGUUUGCUCUCCCCUGACACGCGUUACUGGAUCCAUGUAGACAAGUACGGCAAUCUGUUGGCCCCCGGCCAAGAGGCGGUCCUGGAGCAGGAAGAAAAUGGCGGGGAUGUACGGCAGGAUAGCUGGGGAGCCAUUAUCCAGUCGUGCAGGCAGUACAUUUGGCAACUAAUGACCGAUCCAGAAUCCUCCGGGGCGGCAUACGCCGUGUCAAUGCUGAUCGUGGUGGUCAUCAUUCUGUCUACCGUGUGUUUCUGUUUGGACACCGUUCCGCAAUACUCCAAGGAACGGGGUCCCGCGGCGCACAAGGCCUUCAUCAUUAUUGAAGCCGUGACGGUGCAGAUCUUCGCAGCAGACUACUUGCUCAGGUUGCUCACGUGCCCUGCGCUGUUUCCCUUCCUCCUCCACCCCCUCAACAUUAUCGACCUGGUGUCGGUGGUGCCUUGGUAUGUGGAGGUGGGGAUGGAGAGCAGCGGGAUGGAGGGUACUGCCGUAUUCCGUGUGCUGCGCCUGAUGAGGGUGUUUCGGGUGCUCAAACUGGGAUCCAGGUAUCGCAAGCUCCUCCUGGUGACCUCCACGCUCGUACAGUCCGUGGACAUGCUGCUGCUAAUGGUGUUUUUCGUGUCGGUGGUGGUGGUGGGGGCAUCCACUCUCAUCUUCUUUGCGGAGAGGGGUUCGUACGACUCGUCGCUUGGUUACUAUGUACGGAAGCAUGAGAGGUACUUCACGAGCGACCUCGAUCCUAUCGUGAGCCCCUUCGAGAGCAUUCCCUCGGGCUUCUGCCUGGGGGGCAGAUUCAUUGCGUGCGCGACCAUGCUGUGCGGCAUCCUCUCCAUCGCCCUGCCCGUGGCCGUCAUCUCCUCCAACUUCACCACAGUUUGGGAGGCCCACCACCGGCGACGGCGGGCCGUGGAGCUGGGUUUGGGGGAGAGCUCCCCGCAUUUGGGGCUCCUGGGGGGGGCGCUGGGCCGCCAUCUGGAGUCGAUGAAGGACCUGGAGGACAUACUGGUGAAGACUCUGUCCAAGCUGUCGGACCUGCAGUCAGCGCUCAGGGAAAGGGGCGCUGCACGGGAGGCGGAAUUGGAGGCCCUGCUACAACAGUGGGCGGAUGUGGUGGCGCCGCCGCAGGCGGCAGCGGCCCGUCGCAUAGGUGCCGUACUGCGUCGCCUGGGGGCUGACCCCGAGUUGGAGGCGCGGGCCGCGGCGGAGGCCGCCAGGCUGGGGGCGCUGGAGGAGAGCCUGGCGGCGCUACAGCACGAGCAGUACCAGCGUCUGAUGGCCAUGCUACUGCCGCUGCCGGAGCAGGACGCUAGGGAGGCGCUGCUGCAGGCUCUCAGGCCGCCGCCGGCGGUGGCGGCGGCGACGGCGACGGCAGCGGCUCCGCCUUCGGCGGAGCAGGAGGAGGAGGCGCCGGCUCCGCCGCCGCCACCGGCGGUUCCGCCACCCCCGCCGCCGGCUUCAAAGGGAAGGGCUGUAGCUGAGAGCCUGGAGUCGGAGGGCGACUUGGAGCCACAACAGCCGCAGCCUCCUCGUUCUCCUCCUCCUCCGCAGCCGCCGCUGCAGCAGCAGCAGCAGCAGCAGCAGUGCGACAUAGGUCCGGUAAGGGAGUUGAAGGAUGCGGAGCAAGAGGAGAUUAUCUUGGGAGCAGCGGGCUCAAGCGGCACGUCAGGGAACGGCGACCUGCUGCCGCCGCCGCCGCCGCCGGCCCAGCAGCAUCAGCAGCAAUUGCCGUACAGGACGUCACCGCCAGGCUCCCGGGAGGGUGUACGGAGCCUGGUGUCGCGUCUGCAGGAUGCCCUGGAGGGCUUUGGGGGUGAGCAGGAGGAGGAGGAGGAGGAAGCGGAGUCGCAGCUGCACGUGCUGCCGCCUCCGCUGCAGGGGGCGUCGGAGCAGCAGCAGCAGCAGCAGCAGCAGGAACAAAGCUUGGGUCCUGGAGGGGGGAAGCAGGGGCCAGGCGGCGGCAAGGCGGCAUGGCCUGAGCAGGCGGGAGCAGGGGACAAGGAGGACGUAGAUAUGCUGUCUCUCCCACAGCCGCCGCCGCCGCCGCCGCCGCCUCAUCAGCAGCUGGAAGGGGAGCAGGAGCAGAAGCAGCGGCCGCUGUCUCCCGUCACCGCGGCUACGCCGCUGCCACCGCCGCCGCCACCGCUGCCGCCGGCGUCAUGUGGCCCACCACCGCCGCCGCCGCCGCACCUCCCCGAGCUGCCUGCCGUCACCACUGUACCGCUGCACGCCGCCGCCAAAAUUGCCUUCAACGUUCCGCCCGAGGGGUCCUCAGGUCGGCCCUCCACCGUCACCACCGGAACAUCCUCCACGUCGAUCGGCAGCGGCGGCGGCGGCGGCAGCAGCGGCCGCCCGCCGCGGCCCCACGCCGCCGCCAACCUCCCCGCCGGAGUCCUCAUGCUCCGUGCCGUCUCCGCCCGCGGCGGCCGCGUCGGCAGUGCGGCAGCCUCCGGAAGGUCCUCUUCCGUACCCGGCAAUGCCGUCGUCCCCGUCCCCGGCUCUGCCCCCUCUAAACCUCCAACUCCCCCGCCCGCACCGGGGCCCGCACUCGCGCCCCCCCCGCCCGUAACCUCCCCCUCGCCGGCCCUGUUUGCUGUGACGGCGACGGCGCCGUCAGUCGCCGUAUCGCCUUUCUCGGCGGCAUCGAGCGCCGCCGCCGCCGUUGCCGCCACCGGUGCUGCGCUGAAGCUUGGACCUUGGGGUCCAGCGGCGCCGUCAGGUGGUGACGUUGCUGCUGACGGCGGCGGCGGCGGCGGCGGCAACGCCAACGGCAUGAGCCAUACCCAGGGAUGGUUCCUGGACGAGCAAGAGCCUGAGCCGUCUGCAGCCACGGCGACAGAGCUACGGGAGGCCCUGGAGGCUCUUCGCGGGUCGCCCAUCUACGAGCGAAUGCUGGAGGAGGUGGCGGAGGCUGUAGCGCUGGAGGAGGCCCUGCACCUGUGCUGGCGGCAGCUGGGUGCCGUACUGCGGGCCUGCAGCCUCAUGUGCGGGAACUGCCUGCCGGAGAAUCUGGAUCUGUGCCGGUCGCAGUACAGGCAGCUGGCGCAGUUGGGCAAGGAGACCGGGGAACUCAGGAGUCGACUGGAGCUGGUCCAAGAGGACCUUCAGCAGCUGGAGGAGCUCCUGAAGAGCGGCCCCGAAAUGAUCACCAGUCUGGGUUCUGAGCUCAUCAUCCAGGCAUCGCACCAGCUGUCGCUGUGCCUAGGACCACCCAGAGCAAAACCCGCCACCACCAGCCGGCCUGGCAGCAGCCGCGCCGCUGCCGCCGCCAGCACCUCCGGAGCCGACGUAGCGACAGGAGAAGGCGGUGCUUCGGAGAUGGCGGAGGGGCAGGGGGCCCAGUCCCAAGAGGCUGGCGAAGUCUCUGAAAGGAGAAUCCCCUGUGGCCGUGCCGCUGCCGUCGCUUUCGGUACUGCGGUCGCGGGCGAUGUCACGAGCGCUCCGGCACCAUGCGGGCCAGGUCGCCCCGCCAGUCCCCCCAUGGACCGGGACAGCCCUCCAAACACUGGAGCCCGGGAGACUGAGGACCUCCCGGCCCCCGCAGGCACCUCCUCAGCUGUGCUACCGCCGCCGCCGCCGCUGCCGCCGUCCACUGCUUCUCCUGAAGAACAAUCCCCAGCCACGGCACCGCCGCCAGCGGCUGCUGCUACUGCUGCUGCUGCUGCUCCACUUCCGCCCUCCAUUUCCCCCCCGGCCGCCAACCAAUCCCCCCUGGAGGCUGCUGCGGUGGAAACACGAACGGAGGCUGGAGAUGGGAAUGAUGUCCCACAGGAAGAUAGAACCUGA